AUGGCCGACUCUUCCCUCGUUGAUCUCCAUGAUGCGUCCAUGUCGGACGACAAGGACGACCUCGACUCUCUCCCCUCCAUAUCAACCGACGACAUUUACUCCGAUGUUUCCGACUCAGAUGCACAAGCCGAGUGGGAGCGCAGUCUGGAGCAGCUGCAAUUGAUAUUGACUAUGAUGAUCGUCCCCUGGAUGGGUAAAUACUUUGGUCGCAAGUUUGCCUACUGGAGUUGGUCGCGAUAUAUGGAAUGGGCACAUAACGUUAAUGUUCGAUUAACAGAUAAAAAGGCAUUUAAGGCGGCGGGUGUUGUUGAGACUGCCGCAACAUUAUAG
Messenger RNA from Fusarium pseudograminearum CS3096, 330 nucleotides. RefSeq lists its product as uncharacterized. Gene Ontology annotation, biological process: protein insertion into mitochondrial outer membrane; mitochondrial outer membrane translocase complex assembly. Bases 1 to 330 code for a protein of 109 amino acids. Gene Ontology annotation, cellular component: mitochondrial outer membrane. The transcript has 2 exons. NCBI's taxonomy places the organism in Eukaryota, Fungi, Ascomycota, Sordariomycetes, Hypocreales, Nectriaceae. The record is from RefSeq and is a predicted model, not a curated record.